Tetrahymena thermophila SB210 is the source of this 1170-nucleotide messenger RNA. RefSeq lists its product as hypothetical. The transcript has a single exon. NCBI's taxonomy places the organism in Eukaryota, Ciliophora, Oligohymenophorea, Hymenostomatida, Tetrahymenidae. The record is from RefSeq and is a predicted model, not a curated record.
AUGGAUGACUAGACUGUAAAAUAAAAAAAAAAUAGAAAAGUAAUAUAAAAAAGAAAUUUAAAAAAGAUUAAGUAUGGUUAAAUGUUAAUACAAGAAUUAGAGUCAACGAAAUUAUUUUAAAUAGCAGGAGAUAUUACGCUAGAUAUCAACCAACUUUUGAAUAAGGAUCAUAUCACAUUAUUCUCUUCGUGGAAUGACUUUAUUAAGGUAAAAGAAGUCAAAAAAAUAAAAUAACCUCAUCUUAUCGAAGUCAUCCUUGAUACAGAUGUUUAAAUUAGAAGUAAUCUGAAAAUUCCAGUAAAAAUUCUCAAAAAUAGCCAACAAAUUGAUCUUCUAGAGCUUGCUAAUUUGAUUGAGGAGUAUUAAAAAAUAGUCAAGGCAAAAUAGUUCAUAGAAAAAAAAAAUUGUUAGAAUAUACAAGAAAUUAAGAUUAAAAUAGAAGAGGAUUUAAAUGAGCUUGAUUGCGAUGAGUAACAUGGAUGGAGCUUUGAGUAAAGCACAAUAAAAGCAGAACGAGUAAUUAAUGAAUUAAAUAAUUCUAUGAAAGAUUCAGAUGAUUAUUAUUCCUACAUAUUAUUUAAGGGCAACAAAUAUGAUUAAACUAAAUGCAGAAUAGGCUACUCUACUCAUAUAUUAAAAGACUUUUUAUGCUUAAAUGAUGAACAGAUAGAAUCAUUAAGUCUUAGAAAACCAAUUAUAUUUAAUUUAAAGUACAAUUAUUAGUAUACUUCUUAUUUACUAAACAGGAUUCAUAAUUUAAAUAGACUCUUAAAAUAAGAAAAGAGUGAUUUGGAUAAUUAUAGGAAAGGGCUUAAUUUUUUAAAUGAAGUAACUUUUAAUUUAUAUAGCAUAGAUAACUUCGUAGUUGAAGUUAAGUUUAAGCACUAUUUAUAUGUCUUAAGUAACUAUAAAAAUAAAAUGGAUGAUGUAUUAUGGGUAGGCAAGUGUAUGCCUGUUAGAGAUCAAUCAGCUUCUUAGGUUUUAAAAGGGAUGCGAAAUUUAAAAUAAUGUUUCAGCUAAGAAUAAAAGCAAUAGACUAUGCUAAAUCCCUAAGUAAAUAAAAAUAUCUUUUGUGAUUCAAACUAUGAAAAAUAAUCAAAAAUAUUAAUAAAUAAAUUCUAUCCUUAAUUUAAUAAUGAUAUUCUUUUUGAUAUUUAAGAAUAUUUGUGA